UUCAAGACGAGUAAAUGUACACACAAUGUCGGGAUCGGGAUACCAAAUUAAUAUUGUUUUAGUGGUUUGGUGAACAUUUCUAGAGAUAUGUGUUUUUAUAGAUCUUAAUAUAUUUUAAUGAAAGUAUAUAAGUGUAAUUUUAAUCUCCUUAGAGUUUAAAGUAAUUUUUAGUUACGUUGCUUCCUGCAUUAUUGUUGUUUCCAAAAUGGAUGAUGUCGGCAGUGAAAUUGGUCAGAAAAUGCGGUCGGCCAUUAAGGCCAAGCUGACAGAAUUGGGCUGUUACGUUGAUGAUGAGCUCCCUGACUAUGUUAUGGUGAUGGUGGCCAACAAGAGGACUCGGGCUCAGAUGGAGGAUGACCUCCAGCUGUUCCUCGGAGACAACACUGAGCUGUUCGUCAAUUGGCUCCAUCAGGUGUUGAAGAAACUACAAGAAGUCACCGUUACUGCUCCACUCAAAACCGUUGAGAAAGAGAAAAGCAAAGAGCGAUCAAUAUCCAAAGAACGCAAGUCUAAAGAAAAAAAGGAUAAGAGCAAAAAAGGUGAAACUGUUAAGAAAUCUAAAAAGAAGGAUAAGGAGAAAAGUCACAAAAAGAAAGAAGACAAAAAGAUACACAAAAGCAAGAAAAAGAGUAAACAACAUGAAAUGAUUCGACCUAAUAUCCCUCCACUAUUGAUGAAUAUGGAGAAAGAAUCUGAACCUUCAAUUACUGAUGUUUUUGCUGGUCAAAUUCUCAAAAAUCAUGGAAUAAGUUUAGAUGUUCUGAAAGAUGAAAUAAAAAUUGUUGAUAAAAAGCCUAUCUUAAAAGAAAUUAAGAGGCCAAUACUACCUAUAAUAGAUCCAGCAACUAUAUCAUCGCAGAUUGAGCCUGCAUCCUCACAGUUUUCAGAAGUGGAGGUUGCUCAGGGUGAGCCUACACGCAAAACAAGUGUAUCAUCGACAGGAGCGCCACGAGAAGAACAAAUUAAGGAAAUUAAUGAAAUAGAAGCUAAAAUCCAAGGGCUAAAGCAGAAAUUAACAGAACAAUUAGAUUCAAUGUCGGACGAUGAAGAUUUCUUGAAUAUUAGGACAGAAGCUGAGGAGUUAAUGAACGAUUUUGCUGAGGAUGUUUUUCAGGAAAUAUCAUCGAAUGCGCCAGUCGCUACUCCCCCACUAGUCACCCAAAAAUCCAAGUCCCCUUCUCCACCCAAAAUCAUAGAAGUCUCUAAACCUAAACCCCUAGAUCCCAUAGAAACAUUACCACAAAUAGAGCUGAAAUUACCCAAGAGACCUAUUCGAGAACGCCUGGGUGCCAGAGAUGACAAGAAGACUGCGGAGAAAAAGGAAACUAAACGGAUAGAAAGUCCUGAAAGGCUUACACCAGAAAGAGAACCAGAGUUUCGGCCACAGAAAUCGGCUAAGAGUCGCCUCAGUGAUCCUCCGGAGAAAAGGGCUUCCAUAUCAGAUGAUAACACUUCAGACAAGUCGGAAUCCAAAAGGAUUACUUCAAAGGUGUCAGUGCUGGAGAGCCGGGCGCGCCGCGCGGCGUGCGCGAGCGUGGUGCGCGUGCGGCCGCGGCCGCGCGUGGGCGCGCCCGCCUCCAGCCUGCUGCUGCGCGCGGUCGCGGACGCGCACAAGAGUCUGCUCAAUAUUCCACCAAAAGUAGAAUCUGAGCCUCCGAAGGUGAAGCGAGCACUAGUUCUGCCAAUGCGGCGAUGUGUGGACGCGCAAAAGAUCGUGAUACAGGUGCCAGGGGCGGACAUACAGACAGACAACAAUAGCGACAACAUCAGCUUGGAAGUGGACAGCGAAGACGACAAGAGCUCGAAAGUGACAAGCGAGACUGAUAAAGAAGAAUACGUCCCGUCUCCAAUAACGAAGAAGUUCAUCAAUAACGAGUACGUCCCAUCCCGGCGGCCGGAGAGGACGUCUUGUCGGAAAGAUGACACGCUCAUCAUAGAGACACUGAACAUUCACAACCCAACAGUCGAUAAGGACAAGAACACGCAGUUCAUCGUCACUAUGGACGGCUUUGAUCCCAACGCUUUCCUAGCCAAGAAACUUUUAACAGAAGGUCUCAUAAACGACGAGGAAGAAUUGAAAGAAUUAAAAAAUAAAUCGAAGGAAUCUUCUUUUGUAAAAACUAAAGAAAAAGAUAAACCUAAAGAAAAUACUCAAGAGACUGACAAAAACAAUGAGAAAUCUAGUCCAAACCAGAAGAAGCGAGCCAGUGACGUAAGUGAUGACAGUGGAACUCAAGUGAUUAUUAACACACAAGAGAAAGAAACGCGGAAAUGUGAUAUAAAAGAGGAAAAAGAUAGAGUUGUAGAGAAAAGGAAAAUUAAUAUUAAAGUGGAAAAGGAUGAUAGUCCGGUCAAGAGGCGGAAAGCGUCGCCAAUAGUGUUUGAUGUGGGCAAGAAAGAGAAAGAAAAGGAGGCGGAGAAAGAAGAAAGAGUAGAGAGAACAAGAGAGCGGACUGAGAGUGCAAGCAGUGACAACCAUGUGGUAGUGACCACGACUGGCAGCUCACAUAAAUAUGAUUCGUUGCCGCCAUUAUCGACGGCGGUGCCUCAAGGGGAUCGCAAGCCGGCGUGGUGCCGCUCGUUCCCGCUGUGCCGCUACGGGCCGCAGUGCGCGUUCCAGCACCCGCGCUGCAAGUUCGCGGCCGCCUGCACGCGGCGGGGCUGCGCGUACUCGCACAAUCUCAACGCGCCCACCUCGCCCACCACACCGGUAUUAGCCUCUCACGUGGUCCCAGCAGCGAACUACAAAACCAUAUCUCCGGCAGCCCUGCCCAGUGUUUGCAAGUUCUACCCGAACUGCGUCAACCCGGCAUGUCACUUCUACCACCCUAAACCGUGCCGCUAUGGAAAAGCUUGCCUUAACAAAUUAGAAUGUAAUUUCUAUCACAGCGAUCUCCCGAUAUCAAAAUAUCGCUAUCCUGUAUAAGUAUUAUAGAAGCUACUUUAUUGAUAUAGUCAUAGUUUUAUGUAGAAUAAUAUAAUUAUUCAACAAAAUA
Molecule: messenger RNA, 2996 nt
Organism: Amyelois transitella
Lineage: Eukaryota; Metazoa; Arthropoda; Insecta; Lepidoptera; Pyralidae
Gene: Nab2
Product: zinc finger CCCH domain-containing protein 14
Exons: 12
Coding region: 206-2926 (906 amino acids)
Biological process (GO): regulation of mRNA stability
Cellular component (GO): cytoplasm; nucleus
Molecular function (GO): metal ion binding; poly(A) binding
Source: RefSeq, a predicted model, not a curated record